This is a messenger RNA of Iphiclides podalirius (scarce swallowtail), 1227 nucleotides long. The record is from the annotation of a GenBank genome assembly. Lineage: Eukaryota; Metazoa; Arthropoda; Insecta; Lepidoptera; Papilionidae.
AUGGAAUCGUUAAAUAUAAAACCGUUAAGUAAGGACGCGAUGUGGUCUCCGGAGGCGUCGAACGGCGCGGGGGCCACGGGGGUCGCCGAGGUCGCGCGGGCCCCCGCCGACAUGGCGUCCACUUCGAACGAGGAGCGCGCCAUACGCCGCUGGCCGGCCCACCACCCCCUGCCUCCGCCGAAGUGGGGGGCGCCGCGCCCGCCUCUGCGACUCACCCUCAGGCAGUACGAGGAGCUCGUCGCGAAGGCGGAGGCGAUACUGAGCCGCUUAGUCGCCGCCGAGAACUACGAUUCCGUCAACAACUUCCUUACACUUUACGACUCUUACAUGGCGUCGCCGGAACAAUCGCUAGAGGAGUUCUUCCCGAAGUACAAACCGCCGAUCCGCGCCCACAAGCACACCUGCGUCGGCCUCGGAAUGGAAGUGAUGAAGCGCUUGAGGGCCCUAGAGGGGGAUUUCCCGGGGAUCACCAGGGCUAUGAUGCUGGUAUCGUGCGACGAGAACAUCCAAGACUUGCAGGACUACACGACAUCCAGUCCGGGCCCUCAAGGCUUCCUUAUUGAAACUGAGAAGGAUCACGUGAUGGUUGCCAUACAUGUAAAGGUUGGGGGAAGAAAUGGCGUUUUCUUGUCGGAUUUGGGAUACCACAUAUCCCGUGUCGUGACCGUGAUGGCUGAUCGUUGCUAUCCACACACCGGUUGGUUCACACAGAGUGAUGAGCCGCACUGCCGCAAGGAGUAUAAUUAUAAGUUCAACAUCCAGAACAGCAACUAUGUGGAAUGGCACGAGCGGGAGACCAGGGGAAGCGUUGUCAAAGAACGCUUAUCACUCGUAUACGUAGCCAGGGCCUAUUUGUCCGCCGUUAGCGUCACAGAAAAGAGAAACCUGGUAUGGGAUUUGAGGAGUUUGCUUGCAAGGGAUCCUAAAGGCCGUCUAUCAGCUGGAGUAUAUUUCCCAUUGAAGCUUAAAGAUCAGCAGUUUACCAUGUUCUUUGAUAGUACCAAUGGCAAGCAGAGGAAGAAAUUGAAAUUUGAAACAUUCUUGGAAUUGCAAAAGAUACCUGACGAAGUGGUGUGUGAAGUGGAACAAUGCAACGAGCAACUCCGCUUGAGGGAUGGAGAGCUUCUCUCGGUGUUGAAGAAACUGGCAACCAUAAUGGCUGAUCAGGAAUAUAUGACGGAACUGCUACAGAUAAAUGACCGUAUUGUUCAACUCUCCGCAGGCAAU